CUCCGACACACCGGAACUUAAAGCGCGCUCUCCCGGAAGUCACUGACCCGCCGGCGUUAGACGGAAGAUGACACAAACUGCGAAAUAAAUUCAUCCAAUUUGUGUUGCGACUUGUCGACUGACAAAUUGGUAUAAUUGUCCUUAAGGAAACAUUUCUCCUGCUGGACACACAAUUGUGUGUGUCUGCUCUCCUGGUGACCAUAAUAUAACGUGCCAAGUUAAGGCAAUGGAUCAGAACAACAGUAUACCAGCCUUUCAGGGUCUGGCCUCCCCUCAGGGUGCCAUGACACCGGGUAUGCCGAUGUUCAGUCCAAUGAUGCCAUACGGUUCUGGCCUGACACCUCAGCCUGUGCAGAACACAAACAGUUUAUCCAUACUGGAAGAACAGCAGAGGCAACAACAGGCGGCGCAACAAGCACAGCAGUGUAAUGCAGGUCUUCCUGGAACAUCGGGACAGACUCCUCAGCUCUUCCAUUCCCAGGGAGUCACAGGUUCAACCACCACAGCGCUGCCAGGGAACACUCCGAUGUACAACACCCCACUGACCCCCAUGACUCCCAUCACACCAGCCACGCCAGCCUCAGAGAGCUCGGGAAUAGUGCCACAACUACAAAACAUUGUGUCGACAGUGAAUCUUGGCUGUAAACUGGACUUGAAGACCAUCGCACUAAGAGCCAGGAAUGCUGAGUACAACCCAAAACGUUUUGCUGCAGUUAUCAUGAGAAUACGAGAACCUAGAACCACAGCUCUUAUUUUCAGCUCUGGGAAAAUGGUCUGCACAGGAGCAAAGAGCGAGGAGCAAUCGAGGUUAGCGGCCAGGAAAUACGCUCGUGUCGUGCAAAAGCUGGGUUUUCCUGCAAAGUUUUUGGACUUCAAGAUUCAGAACAUGGUGGGCAGCUGUGACGUGAAGUUCCCCAUUCGUCUGGAAGGUUUAGUACUCACACAUCAACAGUUUAGCAGUUAUGAACCGGAACUGUUUCCAGGAUUGAUUUAUAGAAUGAUCAAACCCAGAAUUGUCUUGCUCAUCUUUGUUUCCGGGAAGGUCGUACUAACAGGUGCAAAGGUGAGAGGUGAAAUCUAUGAAGCGUUUGAAAACAUCUACCCUAUCCUAAAAGGUUUCCGCAAGACCACGUAGAAUUAGCUUUUUUACCCUCCCAACUGUGACUUUUUUUUGUGUUUAGUUUUUUUAAAUGUUUCCCUACAUCUUACAUUGCCCUCUACAGGUUAACUGCUAACAGGACAGUAAAUGUUUUUUUUUUUUAAAUCCCUGAUCAACGUGGCUUAUUUUUAUUUUUUUGUUCAUACUCUUGUACAUAAAUUUAAAAAGGAAAAGCCAUGCUACAGUCAUGACUUUUUAAAAUUGUGUUAAAUUUUAAAUAGUUUUAUACAUUUGUAUCAAUGUCUGCUUGUUUUUUUUUCGGCCCUUUUUCUUAACUGCAUUUCAGACUAAACAAUUCAACUGGCUAUUGUGAUUCAAUUAAGUUUUCAGUUUGGUAUGCUCAUUGAUACCCAGUUUUGGAGGCUCCAUUUCACAAGUUACAAUUUAAAUGGUUAAACGUUUGUUUGAAUGUAGAGGUGAUUAUGCACGGGACCCCUUUUUUCACCCUCACCUAUUUGUUUUUGUCCAUUUUAUGAAGCGGUAAGUCACCGCCAUCUGCAAAUAACAAAUUUUUAUACAUUGGAUUGCGUACUUUUACUUGGCCUGAUGAUGUUCUCUAAACUCUUUAGCACGUACUUUACAUUGUUUUUAAAUGCCACAUUUUUUUCAAAAGCAGUUGAAUGUUUUCAUAUCCAAAAUGCUAUUGUCUAUGUUUUCCACUGUGCAUCAAUAAAUUUGUACAUACCAA
This is a messenger RNA of Nerophis ophidion (straightnose pipefish), 1847 nucleotides long. RefSeq names its product TATA box binding protein (gene tbp). Lineage: Eukaryota; Metazoa; Chordata; Actinopteri; Syngnathiformes; Syngnathidae. Bases 227 to 1135 code for a protein of 302 amino acids. Gene Ontology annotation, biological process: DNA-templated transcription initiation. Gene Ontology annotation, molecular function: DNA binding; RNA polymerase II general transcription initiation factor activity. The record is from RefSeq and is a predicted model, not a curated record. The transcript is spliced from 9 exons.